Messenger RNA from Aspergillus calidoustus, 2508 nucleotides. The record is from the annotation of a GenBank genome assembly. Lineage: Eukaryota; Fungi; Ascomycota; Eurotiomycetes; Eurotiales; Aspergillaceae.
AUGGCUGACCACGACCGUCGGAACCAUGGCCAUAGGGGUGGGCGCAAACGGCGCUACAGAGAGGAUGAUGAUUACGACCGGCGACAGCGACGCAGAUAUGAGGAACCUUUGGUUGUCAAAGUCCGCCGGCAACUUCUCACAAUCGCUGAAUCGGCAGCCAGAAGAGCAGAGGACGAUGCUCUGAGCAUUGCGAAGAAUGUCUCCGAGAACUAUGAGGAUGAGGAGCUAAGAGAUAACUUUAUUGACAUCUCUCUCGAUCUCAUUCUAGAACAACCGAUGAAGAUUCCUUUCAUUGCAACCACCGUUCUUACAGCCAACACCUUGAAAUCAGAGCUCGUGGCCGACGUCCUGAAACGCACUGCGGAACGUUUCCAGCACAAUGUCAAUGCUGGCGCUUGGCGCGAAGUCAAGCUACUUCUUCGGUUCUUGGGUUGUCUUCAGUGUAUAUUCGAUGGGGAUGGCGUUUUUACGAUCCUAGAGGAACUAUUUUCUCGUGCUGUAGACUUGCAAACAGCGUCUUCGGAAGAUUUGAUCGGGUUGGAGCUCGUGAAAAUCAUCCUUUACACUAUCCCGUACGUCAUGGCCUCCCCGGCGACCGGGUUUGAAAGUCACGCCCUUGGCCUCUUGGAGAAAACCGACAUCAUCGCUUCUACGCCGCACACGCUUGUGGACCUGGUAAACCCCUUUGGGCCCGAGUCCGACAAGUCAGCUUCCAUUCCGAGUGUUAUCAGCCUACUUCAGAGCCAGCUACAGGCAGAGUCCACGCGUGGUUGGGAGUUGACUUGUCUCCCUCGGCCAUGGAACAACGUAAGGGACGGCGAUGACGAGCCGAAGCGUCUUGAAGACGGACCGAAGCAUCCGUUCCCAGAUAUUACUGUACCGAAGCCCGUGCGAAACGGAUCGAGGGCGAUCUUCCCCGAGGUUUACUUGUCCGUCUAUGAAGACCAGGACAUUGAGACGGUGCCCCCAACAUCGGACAUCACUUCUUCUCUACUCAGGGACGCACUGGUCGAUACCAUCAAUAUCAUGGACUUUAAUCGCAUUGCGACAGCCAAGUUCCUGAUUGAUCUCGACUGCUACUUCACACCCAACAUCUUUGUGAAGCGUGCUACUCCUUUCGACAGACUGCGUGAUCUACCCGGUGAUCGCCCUACUUGGAAGCCCGAGGAUGUGGCCGUGGAUGCCGUUUUCUCACAGCUUUUCCAGCUGCCUUCACCGGAGCACAAACUCGUCUAUUACCACUCUGUUCUCACAGAAUGCUGCAAGAUCGCUCCGGCCGCGAUUGCCCCUAGCUUGGGCCGUGCUAUUCGCUUUUUAUAUCGCAGUCUCGACUCAAUUGAUCUGGAUCUGAGCCAUCGGUUCCUGGAUUGGUUCACACACCACUUGAGCAAUUUUGGUUUCACGUGGAAGUGGAGCGAAUGGGUUGACGAUUUGGAACUUCCUCUCGUGCAUCCUCGCAUGGCGUUCAUCACCGGCGCACUCGACAAGGAGAUCCGACUAAGUUUUGCGCAGCGCAUUCGUGGGACACUCCCGGACCCGUACCAGGAGCUCAUCUCAGAGGGCAAGGAGAAAGACACUCCUGACUUUAAAUACUCGUUAGACACGACACCCUAUGCGAACGAGGGCAGGGAGCUUAUGCAGCUCAUUCGCAGAAAAGCGGCUGACGAGGAGAUUCAGCCCCUCAUAACUGCCAUUGAAGAGCAGGCAACUUCACUAGGAGUCGAAAGUCCUAUCUUACCUUCAACAGAUGCAUUUGUCACUGCCAUAUGCUUCGUCGGGUCCAAGUCCCUUUCCCACGUCCUUUCCUGCAUUGAGCGCAACAAGGAUCGCCUCUUGGCAAUUGGACCCAAGUCCCCUGCCGCUCGUCGCCAGAUCAUUACCUCGGUCAUGGAGUACUGGGUUGAUCAGCCAGGCAUCGGCAUCAACAUCAUCGACAAACUCCUCAAUUACACAAUCAUUACACCCCUCUCCGUCAUCGAAUGGGCGCUGGUCGACAAACUCGAGGCUGGCGCGAUCCUCGCGAAGACGCACGUCUUUGAGAUGAUAUCCGCAACCGUCGGAAAAGUCACCAACCGCCUCCGCCAGAUCGUGGCCGCACGCACCCAACCCGGUCUCUAUGAGCCCCAACUCAGCGUCCUUGACGAAACACUCACUCGCGAGAAAAAGGACAUGCAUUCGCUCUUCCAGGUGAUUGAGGACUCUGUCGUCUCCGUCGCCGGCGGCAGCAACGACCAACUGAUGGAGCGCGGCGAUGGUAGCGGCGACCUACCCGAGGACGAAAUCAUCCGGCAAUGGGGUAAGCGCUGGCUCCGUGUGUUCCGUCGCAAGGCCGCCGUCGAGGAAGCUUACAUCACUGAUGCCAUGGCCAACGCGACCCCUGUGGGGACCAAAGCGCCUACGCCUCCUCCUGCCCCGGUCGAGGAGAGCACUCCCGCUGACGCUCUGGGCGAUGGAGACUUGGAUGUUGCCGAUGCGGAUGCAGAUGGGACUGCCGAUGAUAUCUUGUGA